AGGUUGUAACUUCCCAUCGGCUAAGAAACCUCUUUCCCUUUCGCGCGGGCUGCAAAAACAUCCUCGACAAUCGGCUUCUCGUACUCCUCGCUAUCCAGGAGAUUCGGCCUCGCUCAAAAACGGUGUUCUUUGUGCACGCCUGAAGUUGACCGAGCGAUGGCAGAUAAAGAGCUCGCACGCGAAACGGCCCGCGAGAGAGUCUGUCCAGUCAAUCAGUCAAUGCCUGGGUCCGGGUAACCCAUCCGUCCCCUCAUGCAUCGUGCACCUAUUUGACAUCUUCGUUUACAUGCCACGGGCGGCCUACGGUUCCUGCCGUUCCUGAUCUUGCCUCCUGGCUUAGCUCAC
Molecule: messenger RNA, 345 nt
Organism: Mycena citricolor
Lineage: Eukaryota; Fungi; Basidiomycota; Agaricomycetes; Agaricales; Mycenaceae
Source: the annotation of a GenBank genome assembly